AUGGUGCCCUCCUCUGGGCUCUGGUGGUACUGCGCCCACUCCCCUAAGUGGAGGCUGAUGGCAGGGGCAGUUGUGGGUUUUGCCAGACAUGAUGUGCCGUUUGUCGGGUAUGAUAUUAAGGAGCAAGAUAUAGGGAAACUCCAUCGCGCUGCUUUCAAUGGAGAUCUGGCAAAGAUAAAACGGUAUGCCAAGAAGUAUGACUUAAACCAGGUGGAUAAAGAAAACAGAACGGCUCUGCACAUUGCCUGUGCUUAUGGACACUCUAAUAUCGUCCGGUUCCUGGUGGAAAAUGGAGCCAAACUGGACCUUUGUGACAAGCAAGGCCGAUCCCCAUUAAUGAAGGCGGUGCAAUGCCAGAAGGAGAGCUGUGCGGCCAUCCUUCUGAAGUCUGGUGCUGACCCCAACCUGAGGGACGUGGAUGGGAACACGGCCCUGCACCUGGCUGCCUGGACCCCCCGCGUGUCCAUGGCGGAGCUGCUGCUGCAGCACAAGGUCAACGUCAACGCACAAAACCAGGAGGGGAACACCCCUUUGAUUCUGGCGGUGAUGGAGAACCAGGUGGAGAUGGUUGUGGUGCUUCUGCGCAGUGGAGCGGACGCUGAAGCUCGGGACCAGCACGGGUGGACGUCUUUGAUGAGGGCCUCUGUUCGAGGUCAGGCGAGGAUCGCCUGGAUUCUCUCUCAGCACAUUGAAGAGAGGGGAGGGAAGGAGGACAGCGCUUGCGCCUUUCAUGCCUGGCCGGUUAUGAUCCAACCACCUGUUUGCUCCCCUCCCAUGUUAGGUGAGGAGAGGACGAGGACAGUGCAGUGUUUUGGCAGCCUUAUGGAGGAGCUUAAAUCAGGCUCUCUCUAUCAAGGAGGAACCAUUGGUCAGGAAGUUUUUCUUUUUGGCAUCCGCCAGGUUCAAAGGAUUGUGGUGAUGAUGAUUAUGACUGGGAAAAUAAGCAUGUUUUUGCCAAAUGAAGAUCAGGAUUCUGAUUCCAUCACAGAGACAUAUGGAGAGAUGAGUCUGCAGGAACUGGGAACCUAUCAGCAGGAGGAGAAAAGUGGUUCAAAGGAUGGUGAAGAUGAUAAUGAUGAUUGGGAAAAGAAGCUUCAGGCUCUGAAAGCACAAGCAGCAUCUGCAUCAACCAACCAGACAUACGCUGAAAAAAUGACUGGCCCCGCCCUGCAGAGCCAUGAUAGGCUGAUUAACGAGCUGCUGGGUGCGGUCUCCUGGCUGGAGAAGGAGUGUGUGGGGGCCAGGGAGGCGCUGCGGGAGAGCCAGGAGCUGAGGAGAAGGCAGGAGGAGCAGCAUCGCAGGGAGAAGGAGCAGCUGGAGCUGGAGGUGAAGUCCUGCAUCAUUAACAUGAGGCAGCUGGAGAAGGAACAGGACGAGGCCCAACGGCAGCAGCAGGAGCUUCUGAAAACACACCUGCUGACACUGCAGGGGAACAGGAGGGAGAGGAGGAGGAUGCUUAAACUGCUGCAGGAGAGCGAGGAAAAAUACGACCAAUCAGAGCGCCAUUUGCAGAAUGUAAGGCUCGCUCUGACACGUGAGGUCUCCCAGCUGGAGGAGACCGACCGGCAGCUGGAGGCGGAUGUGGCGGCACUGAGGCAGCACGUGGAGACCAGCAUGGUGCCCCGCAGCCAGGUGGAGCUGUACUGCAGAGAGAUCGAGGGGCAGGCCCGGCAGCUGGUCCAGGGCAACCUGGCCGAGGUCAACCGCUUUCUGCUGAACCAGGCUGCUGCACAUGAAACUCUGAACCAGAAGCGAGAUGCUGUCGAGGCCAGCCUGCGGGCCCAGGUGCAGCAGCUGGCGGAUGAGCUGGCCCGGGUCAAAACCCAGCAGGACCGCCAGAACCAGGCAGCUGAGCUGGAGUGGAGUGAUCGCUGUACCAAUGCGACUUCCUGCCUGAGGAUCCCAGAAACAUACCUCCUGGGAUUCGAACCCAUGACCUCUCGGCGUUCCACUACUCUUACCUGGAUGCUGACAAAGCAGCGUCUGACGCCGGCCGUGCUUAGGCUGCAGAGUGCGGCCCAGACCAGCAGUUCGUCAACAGCAGCAUCUAGCAAGAUGAGACAUGGCUGGGCCCAGGGGGCAAUUCCUCCAAUGGGACGCCUGGAACUGAGUGGGUCGACCUACGGUGUGACCAUGGGACUGAGCGGCUCUUCUUCCAACCAGAUAACGGGACUGAGUGACCCUCCUUCCAAUCAGAUCAAAGAACCAAAUGGUACCUCCCAUAAUGUUGCAACCCUGGAUUAUACUGCUUGA
Molecule: messenger RNA, 2253 nt
Organism: Megalops cyprinoides (Indo-Pacific tarpon)
Lineage: Eukaryota; Metazoa; Chordata; Actinopteri; Elopiformes; Megalopidae
Product: ankyrin repeat domain-containing protein 26-like
Exons: 18
Coding region: 1-2253 (750 amino acids)
Molecular function (GO): protein binding
Source: RefSeq, a predicted model, not a curated record